AUGUCUGAUAUCGGGAGCACUUCACAUAGUAGUCCGACAGGCAUCAUGCAUCAUCAGAUCAAGCUCGACGUAUUUUUGAUCAAGGGUUACCAAUUGAUAUCCAACGGAGAAGUCUUGGAGCUUCCCGAGCUAUUGAAUUCCACGAUUAGUCCGAAUCAGCAAUCUCCUAUAUCGCUGAAACCCUUGGACGAACGUCAUAUGCAAUAUUUCCAAAGUCUCUCACAACUUUACGAUGCUCUAGUGACAAUCGUACCCUUAGAUGAACAAUCGAACGUACCCAAAUCAAAUAUCGAAUUGUUUCAGCGAUUUCAACAGAUAUUGAAAGAGAUAUUGCUAAGUUAUGACGUGAGCCCGUACAAUCGGUAUUUUUUGAAGUUGGAUGAGAACAACUGGAAGAUACGGGAUAACGUGGACGAUCCUCUAUGGCAGGUAUUAUCUUUCAACAUCGACAAAGUCUACGACAAGACAACGGGGUUAAUAACACCGUUGAGGAGGCCAGGGAAAAGUACCACUGCGUCUGCUAGGGAAUCGCCCGUGCUUGCCCCCAGACGUAAAUCGGUUGUAAAUACAAUCACUUCACCGGACUUUUCAUUAUCACAGGUGGAUAAUAAACUGGAACAAGUGAGUAGAGUACAAGAUCAGGAUUACUAUUCUAACGUCCAGGCAAAUGCCAACCAAAGUCCCAAUAGCCAGUUUGAUUGGCCCAGAGCAAUGACCGAGAGUACCAAUGGGAAAGCUAUGGAACAGAUCAAUGAGGAAGAGCAACCUGCGAGAAAGCGAGUACGGAAAUAUAUCACUAGAAAAGAUUCCGACGUCGUGGGAGAUGUCUUGCAACUACAAAAUACACCACCAGUCAGUGACCAAGAAAAGACAUCAUCUCUAACUGAGGUUACUAUAAGGACGUACGAAAAACUGUUGCAAGAAAAAGACCGUCAUAUAACAGAUCUAAAGAACGAUUUAGAGGAACAACGAAAAGAGAUCAUUUGGUUGAAGAAGUUAAUCAUGGAAGAUAUGAAAUAUCUCCGUUCGACAGUGAGAGCAGGGAACAACCAAUGA
Messenger RNA from Kluyveromyces lactis, 1056 nucleotides. RefSeq names its product Gcr2p (gene GCR2). The record is from RefSeq and is a predicted model, not a curated record. The transcript has a single exon. Bases 1 to 1056 code for a protein of 351 amino acids. NCBI's taxonomy places the organism in Eukaryota, Fungi, Ascomycota, Saccharomycetes, Saccharomycetales, Saccharomycetaceae.